Messenger RNA from Portunus trituberculatus (swimming crab), 4156 nucleotides. It is a transcript of the gene eIF2A, whose product is annotated as eukaryotic translation initiation factor 2A-like. The record is from RefSeq and is a predicted model, not a curated record. Gene Ontology annotation, cellular component: cytosolic small ribosomal subunit. Gene Ontology annotation, biological process: translational initiation. NCBI's taxonomy places the organism in Eukaryota, Metazoa, Arthropoda, Malacostraca, Decapoda, Portunidae. The transcript has 15 exons. Gene Ontology annotation, molecular function: translation initiation factor activity; mRNA binding; protein binding. Bases 71 to 1933 code for a protein of 620 amino acids.
CAAGAUAUCAGCUCCUUUUACAACGGCUGAUGUAAACACAAGAGGUAGCGAGCGGACCAACGUGGGCGACAUGAGGUCACAGAAAGAGAAAGAAGAAAUGGUGAAAACGGUGGAACACUUCUGGAAAGAUAUUGGAGGUGCGAGUGGCAAACCACCGUCCCAAGGGAUACAGCAGGUUCCAGUGGCGGAUUCACAGUUCAAGUUGAAGACUCCCAUAGUUGCUCAUACUCCUGAAGGGUUAUCAUUCUCAGAUGGCAAGGUAGAAGAUAAUGAAGACUUCAAGGGAUCUAUAAAGGCAUUUGCUUUUGCUGAUAAUGGAACUAGAAUUGCCUGGAUAAAAAGUGGCCAGGUUUGUGUGGCUGAAGCUCCAGAAUGGACAAGAAUUGGAACACUAAAACAUCCACGUGCACAAGAAAUUUGCUUUUCUCCCAAGGGCAACUACAUAGCUGUGUGGGAAUCAUAUAUCAAGACACAAGAUCAGAAUCAAGUACAACCAAACUUGAGUGUCUAUGAUGUUAAUGGAAAAAAGUUACUUAAAGCUUUUUACCAGCAAAGCCAGAUUAACUGGCAACCACAAUGGACAUAUGAUGAAACUAUUUUGGCACGAAAUGUUACCAAUGAAGUACAUUUUUAUAAGGCAGAUGAUCUUCAAACUAUUGUUGAAAAGAAGAUUCUCUCAAAAGUGCGGUCCUUCAGUUUAUCACCAUCCACCGGAAAUCAUUUUGUUACUUUUUUUGUGCCAGGUGUUAAGGGAAGUCCGGCCUUUGUUCAUCUGUAUCGCUAUCCAAAUUUCCAAGAUACUACCAGUGCAUUGGCUAACAAGAGUUUUUUCAAGGCUGACAGUGUGAACACAUAUUGGAACAAGCAGUCCACAGCUUGUUUGCUUCUGACUGUGGCUGAAGUUGACAAAUCAGGCACAUCUUAUUAUGGGGAGCAAAUGCUUUUUUAUCUCAGCACCCAAGGAGACUCAUCAAGGAUAACUUUUUCAAAAUCUGGAAAUAUUCACUCUGUGUCUUGGUGCCCAAAUGGCCAAGAAUUCUUCGUUGUUUAUGGAACAAUGCCGUCCAAAGCUACAAUGUUCAACCAUAAGUGUGAAGUUGUUUCUGAAUUUGGAGAGGGAGCCAGAAACACUGUUAUUGUCAAUCCAGUUGGAAAUAUUGUUCUGAUUGGAGGAUUUGGAAACAUUUCUCCAAGAUAUGAGAUGUGGGACAUCAAAAUGAAGAAAAAGAUUAGUGAGACAGAAUGUCCAGACACUACACACUUCAGCUGGUCUCCAUGUGGUCAAUACCUGCUGACAGCUACCUGCUAUGCUCGUCUGAAAGUCAACAAUGGGUACAGAGUGUGGCACUAUACAGCUGUUUUGCAACAAGAAUGUUCUCAUCAAGAACUUUAUAGUGCUUCGUGGAUUCCAUCUCCUGAAGCAGCCCAACCCUUCUCAAUAUCUGCAAAGCCUGCCUCAGGGAUAACCCCAUCCACUGCAGUUGCCUCAAAACAGAGGUAUGUCCCUCCAAGCCAGAGAGGAGUGAAGAGUGUUGUUGGUGCCACAAAAACAGAAAAAAAGUUUUUGAGUCAAGUGGACAAUCCAUCCAAAGAGGAAGCACCUCAACAACUGUCAAAAGCAGCCCUUAAGAACAAAAAGAAGAGAGAAGCAGCAAAGAAAAAGCGGGAAGAAGAAGGAAAAGAAGGGAAAGAGGAAACUUGUAAAAAGAGCCCAGGAUCUUUAGAACAAGUUGUUCCUUUCUCUGCUGCAAACAUUGAGCUGACUGGAGAUCCUGAAAAAGACAAGAAGAUAAGAAAUCUUAAAAAGAAACUGAAUGCUAUUGCUAAGCUUAAAGUUGAACUUGAAAAUGGGAAAACUCUAGAAAAAGACCAAAUGGAAAAAAUUGCCACAGAAGAAAAGUUAGUGAGAGAUCUAGAGGACUUAGUUAUUUGAUGUGAUUUGCUUUUGCUGAGAGCUGGACUAUCUACAGGACAGAGUGCCCAUUGCACAUAGAGGUGUGGAGUUUUAUAAUAUUUAUAUAUUGGAGGUUGGGUUGUUAACAGUGGUGGAACUUAUUGUCCAAGUGCCCUAGUGCAAGAUCUUUGGACAGGCCCUUUAAUGUACACUUGAAUAAGUUUGACUCACACAGGACAAAAGUCUUUAACUGAACACACAUUGUCAUUAACGGUGCAAAAGAGAGGAUUUCCAAUAACACCCCUCCCUGACAUCACAAUGGGCCUGGCAGAGCCGGGAAGUGCCCAAACCCGGCCCUCAGCCAUGACGGGCCCCAGUGUGGCUGCACUGGUUGCACUGCCUAUAGCUACACUCCUAGUUGUUAAUUGAUAUUAAGUAUAAUAUUGCAACAGGGUAAUUGGAUGUAUUUGAUUAGCUUCAUAAAAAAAGAAAGAUGAAGAGGACACUCACAAGAGUAGUGCAUUUAUAUGUUCAAUUAAUAGAUUUACAUUCUUUGAAUUUAAGUGAUUCAUCAGUGACAAGGUAGCUGCUGUUCGUAACGAAGGACAUAUUUUAUUCUUUUAGAUUAUAUGACAAGUUAUAGAAUGUAUCUUGAUAUUUUAGAAUUACUGUUAAACUAUGCCUUACUGAAUUGAAAAUGAUGAGUAUACAUAUUAAUUUAAUGCCAAAAUAUGUUUGUGCUUAUGCACUUUACAAGUUGUGAUGAUUUAAAUUAUGGUAGAAUAAUUAUGUUUCAUGUAUGUAGCAUUUACAGCUGCAAUGAAGCCUAUACUUACAAAGAAAUAUCUCAGUGAUCUCAAUAACAUCUUUGUCAAUUUGCCUGUGUCAGCUAAAACAUCUUUUGCUUAUGAGUAGCAACACAUAUUGUAUUAGUGUAAUAUGUUUUGCUACAAAAGUAAAUGAUAAGUAAUGGUGCUCUAGGAUCUUAAGGGGCUAUAUAAUAUCAAGUGUUUCAUGCCUGCAUAGGUAAGUCUUUCUCCUGCUUCGCAUGUGUCAUGAGGAAGAGCAUUUUAGGUUUUCAAAAUCUUAUACAUAUAUAAAAUAAAGCAUAAUGGUACAAUAGGAAAGGCCUGUACUAUAUAUAUACUGUACUUUAUGUUGUUUUGUAAUUACACCAAGGUUUCCUUAUAUGCAGCUUCAACAUAUAUAAGUACCCUAAAAAUUACAAGAAUUUUCUAUGUUUGUGAUUAAGAGAAAACCAAAAAUUGCCCAUAUGAAAGUUGUGUGAAAGGCAACACAAAGCAUAGCACAGAUCAACAUCUGUAGCACCCACUUCCUUGUCUCCCAAAGACCAUUGGAAGUGGUAUAUGGAAGGUAGUGCCGUUGUUUUAGUAUUGUUUUGAGGUACACCUGAAAUGUUGUCUUGCUCCUCAACUUGGCUAUGUAAUGCAUUCAAGACAAAGUGUGGCAAGUUAGAACUUCCUUAAUGUAAUAACUAGUACUGACACCCCCUUAUAGUGCAAGUUCCAGAAGGACUGCAUUACAUCUCCAUUUUUACACCUCUUAUCGUAAUGGCAAAUAUACAUGAGGAAAAUCCCUUUUUUUUUUUUUUAUCUCUAUAGGUCACAUUUUUCUUCAUGGAGGGAAUACAGACACACAAUGUGUCUUGCAUCAUGUGGUUGGCUGAAUAGUUAUGCACCAGACUGUCUCCCCGACAGAUUGUGUACAACGUGGUGUAGUGAGCAGUGGGAGCCAUCUUGCUUUUUGCCACAAAAAGUACUGGUUUGAUCCACUGAUAUAAUGAAAACUGAAUUAAUGAUUACAGUUGUUAAAAAAUUAUAAAAUAUGACUCUGUAAUUAAUGUAAAGACAAGUUUCACUAUUCAAAACUAUGCACAGUUUUAGCAGAAUGUGACCCUGGUAUGUAAUAAGGCCCUGGUAUACGGUUUGAGUCACAGUUUAGUAUUAGGAUUUUUUUCUUUCUGUUUUUUUUUAUUUUUAUGCAAGAUAAGUUUUUAUUUGUUGAAACUAUUAGGAUGCAAGUCAUAAGGAUAUGACUAAAGGUAGUGAUUUACUUCAUCAAAGUCUACAUAGGAGUCAUUUUGAUAAAGGGAGUGACUGCAAGGCACUUGUCAUGAAAUACCAGACUGGAUGUUUUGGACUGGUUUACUCACUGUAGUUGUAGGAAGUUUUAACAUAUUUGCAGAAAUGCAUUGUUUGAAAGUUAAAGUACAAUAGUUAAUUAAAAACCAAGCAAAUUAAA